This is a messenger RNA of Eublepharis macularius, 1740 nucleotides long. RefSeq names its product E2F transcription factor 5 (gene E2F5). The transcript is spliced from 9 exons. Gene Ontology annotation, biological process: regulation of transcription by RNA polymerase II. The record is from RefSeq and is a predicted model, not a curated record. Gene Ontology annotation, molecular function: protein dimerization activity; RNA polymerase II cis-regulatory region sequence-specific DNA binding; DNA-binding transcription factor activity, RNA polymerase II-specific. Gene Ontology annotation, cellular component: RNA polymerase II transcription regulator complex. The coding region runs from base 63 to 1226 and encodes 387 amino acids. Lineage: Eukaryota; Metazoa; Chordata; Lepidosauria; Squamata; Eublepharidae.
UGCCGCUGCCGCCGCCGGGGAAACCCAGCUCGCCGGGCUGGGAAGCGGGCGGGGGAUGCAGCAUGGCCGCGGUGCUGGCCGAGUCGGUUUCCAGCAGCGGCAGUUGCGGCGUGGAGGGAGCUGCGGGCGCCGGCGGGGGAAGCAGCAGCAGCAGCAGGCACGAGAAGAGCUUGGGGCUCCUCACGACGAAGUUCGUGUCUCUCCUGCAGGAGGCCAAGGACGGUGUGCUCGACCUGAAAGCGGCUGCUGAUACUCUUGCAGUAAGACAAAAAAGGCGUAUCUAUGAUAUCACCAAUGUGCUGGAAGGGAUAGAUCUAAUUGAAAAAAAGUCAAAAAACAGCAUCCAGUGGAAAGGCAUAGGUGCCGGCUGUAAUACGAAGGAAGUUGUAGAUCGACUAAGGUAUCUUGAAGCAGAAAUUGAAGAUCUGGAACUAAAAGAAAAGGAAUUGGAUCAGCAGAAAUUGUGGUUACAGCAAAGCAUUAAAAAUGUUAAGGAAGACUCCACAAAUAAAAGUUUUUCAUAUAUCACUCAUGAAGAUAUUUGUGACUGUUUCAAUGGGGAUACGCUGCUAGCAAUUCAGGCACCGUCUGGUACACAGUUAGAAGUACCUGUACCUCACCUGGGCCAGAAGAAAUACCAGAUCAAUUUAAGCAGUCACUCCGGGCCUAUCCAUGUACUGCUCAUCAAUAAAGAAUCUGGUUCCUCUAAGCCAGUAGUUUUUCCAGUUCCUCCACCAGAUGACCUCAUUCAAUCUCCAUCUCAAGCUGUGGUUCCAUUGACUUCUCCUAAACUGAACUCUGAUCAACAAAACUUAAAAAACAAUAAAGACACUAGUCAGGAGCAAUCCCUUUCACAGACACCAGUCAUAGAUAUGCCAACAGAUAGAAGUUCUCAAGAGAAUACAACUCCUGAAACUCUUUAUGGCAGCAUUCCAGAUUCUGAGCUAUAUGACAGUCUUGUAACAGAAACUACGCCGAGCUCAAAUACUUGUCAGCCCUUCCUUCCACUGGAUGUUAAUAGUAUCCUCAAACCCAACUCAUUUGAUCUAGCAAAAAUAGAUGAGCCUGAAGGUAUAAUUAAUAGUGAUAUCAUUGAUGAGCUGAUGUCCUCUGAUGUGUUUCCGCUGUUGCGGCUCUCUCCUACACCUGGCGAUGAUUACAGCUUCAACUUGGAUGACAAUGAAGGAGUCUGUGAUCUCUUCGAUGUGCAGAUACUGAACUAUUAGAUUUCAAUGCAGCCAGAGUGCCUCAUCUACCUCUAACUAAAUAAUAUUGUAGACUGUUUCAUAACACACAAUAAUGAAUGCAAGAUUUUUGCAACUCACCAACACCAGAAGUGCAUAUUCCUAUUUCUGUAAGCAACGUCUUAAACAAAAUACAACUGGCUUUUUAAAUAGGAUCACAGAAGUUAGUAUUCUCAAAUGCAGGUACACUGAAAACUGGUUUCAUCCUUUUAAAAAAAAAAAAAAGCAGAGAAUCAGUUUCAUAGCUCCCUUAUUCCUGCUAGUAAAAUAAUCUAGACAUUAAACACACUGCUGCAUUUUAUUCAUACUUGCAGUCAUUCUAAAACUCUGGCCAGUUUUGUUUUGUUUAAUUUUUCACUGCCAGUUGUAAAAUGGAAGGGCAUUAGGUAAGUUAUGCUGUUUUGUUUCACUUAAUUCAUUUCGUGGGGUGCCUUCUUAAUUAGCACUUUAAGUUUCUCCUUCUCCCUCCCUGCCUCCCCUUUUCAAAAACUUCGGA